Alexandromys fortis (reed vole) is the source of this 3553-nucleotide messenger RNA. RefSeq names its product protocadherin 11 X-linked (gene Pcdh11x). Gene Ontology annotation, molecular function: cadherin binding; calcium ion binding. The coding region runs from base 323 to 3553 and encodes 1076 amino acids. The record is from RefSeq and is a predicted model, not a curated record. Gene Ontology annotation, cellular component: catenin complex; plasma membrane. NCBI's taxonomy places the organism in Eukaryota, Metazoa, Chordata, Mammalia, Rodentia, Cricetidae. The transcript is spliced from 5 exons. Gene Ontology annotation, biological process: homophilic cell-cell adhesion.
CCAGCAGCGGCCCGCGCAGCAAAGCAUAAAGCUAGACUACCAGAGUGCAAGGAGUGGCUGUAGCCGAGACUACUCAAGCGACACCGGCAGCCCAGCUAGCCCGGGAAGCCCCGACUAGCCUCGCAAUCAGCCUCCAGGACAAACAGCUGCUCCGCGGACUGCGAGCUGUGGCGGUAGAUCCCGCUACAGCAAUCGCAGUCUCAGUGGAGCGGGCAGAAGCCUUUUUUCUCCUUUUUCGUUCCCCUCUUCAUUCUACUCAAGAGGAAUCUUAACAGGAGUAUACUGUGGGCCAACAAACAGUGCCUUUGGUAUCGAGACUGGUAUGGACUUGUUGUCCGGGACGUAUAUAUUUGCGGUCCUGUUAGCAUGUGUCGUGUUUCAGUCUGGCGCCCAGGAGAAGAAUUACACGGUCCGAGAAGAAAUGCCAGAGAACGUCCUGAUAGGCGACUUGUUGAAAGACCUCAACUUGUCGCUUAUUCCCGACAAGUCCUUAACCACUCCUAUGCAGUUCAAAUUGGUUUACAAAACCGGGGAUGUACCACUGAUUCGAAUUGAAGAAGGUACUGGUGAGAUCUUCACAACAGCCGCUCGCAUUGAUCGUGAGAAAUUAUGUACUGGAAUCUUGCUGGAUGCCCGUUGCUUUUACGAAGUGGAGGUUGCCGUUUUGCCAGAUGAAAUUUUUAGAUUGGUUAAGAUACGGUUUCUGAUAGAAGAUAUAAAUGAUAAUGCACCAUUAUUCCCAGCAACUGUCAUCAACAUAUCAAUUCCAGAGAACUCGGCUAUAAACUCUCGAUAUUCUCUUCCAGCAGCCAUUGAUCCUGACGUCGGAACAAAUGGAGUUCAAAACUACCAUCUAAUUAAGGGGCAAAAUAUUUUUGGUCUUGAUGUCAUUGAAACACCAGAAGGAGACAAGAUGCCACAGCUGAUUGUUCAGAAGGAGUUAGAUAGAGAAGAGAAGGAUACCUAUGUGAUGAAAGUAAAAGUUGAAGAUGGUGGAUUUCCUCAAAGAUCCAGUACAGCUAUUUUGCAAGUAAGUGUUGCUGAUACAAAUGACAAUGGUCCAGUCUUCUUAGAGAAUGAAAUUGAAGUCAGUAUACCAGAGAAUUCUCCUGUAGGUUCUUCAGUGACACAGCUCCACGCCACAGAUGCUGAUAUAGGUGAAAAUGCCAGAAUUCACUUUUAUUUUAGCAAUCUAGUCUCCAACAUUGCUAAGAGACUGUUUCACCUUAAUACCACCACUGGACUUAUCACUGUCAAAGAACAACUGGAUAGAGAAGAAUCAACAAGCCACAAAUUACUGGUUUUGGCAACUGAUGGUGGAUCAACACCAGCAAGAGCUAUGGUUCUGGUAAAUGUUACAGAUAUCAAUGAUAAUGCCCCAUCAAUUGACAUAAGAUACAUUGUCAAUCCAACCAAUGGCACUGUGCUUCUUUCAGAGAAUGCUCCACUUAACACGAAAAUUGCUCUCAUAACUGUCAUGGAUAAAGAUUCUGAACAUAAUGGUAGAGUGACAUGCUUCACAGAUCAUGAAGUUCCUUUCAGAUUACGGCCAGUGUUCAGUAAUCAGUUCCUCUUGGAAACUGCUGCAUUUCUUGACUUUGAGUCCACAAGAGAAUAUGCUAUCAAAUUACUGGCUGCUGAUGCUGGCAAACCUCCUUUGAAUCAGUCAUCCAUGCUCCUGAUCAAAGUAAAAGAUGAAAAUGACAAUGCUCCAGUUUUCACCCAGUCUUUCAUAACCCUUUCUGUUCCAGAGAAUAACUCUCCUGGUGCACAGUUGACAAAAGUCAGUGCAACAGAUGCAGACAGUGGACGUAAUGCUGAAAUAAACUACCUGCUAGGUUUUGAUGCACCACCUGAAUUUGACCUGGAUCGUCGUACAGGCAUCCUGACUGCAAUAAAGAAAUUGGAUAGAGAAAAACAGGAAAAAUAUUACUUUACAGUUCUUGCACAGGACAAUGGAAUUCCACCCUUAAUGUCCAAUGCCACUGUCUUUGUGACUGUUCUUGACCAGAAUGAUAACAGCCCACUUUUCACUCACGAUGAGUACAAUUUCUAUGUCCCUGAGAACCUUCCAAGACAUGGCACAGUAGGGCUAAUCACUGUGACUGAUCCUGAUUAUGGAGAGAAUUCUGCAGUUACUCUCUCCAUCUUAGAUGCGAAUAAUCAGUUCUCUAUUGAUCCACAGACUGGUGUCAUCCGACCAAAUAUUUCAUUUGACAGAGAAAAGCAAGAAUCCUACACUUUCUAUGUAAAGGCUGAGGAUGGUGGUAGGGUAUCACAUUCUUCAACUGCUAAAGUAACCAUAAAUGUGGUUGAUGUGAAUGAUAACAAACCUAUUUUUAUUGACCCUCCUUCCAAUUACUCCUAUGAAUGGGUUCCACCAUCCACAAAUCCUGGUACAGUCAUCUUCAAGGUUGUUGCAAUUGACAAUGAUACUGGCAUAAAUGCUGAGCUUCGUUACAGCAUUGUUGGAGGAAACACAAAAGGACUGUUUAUGAUUGAACAAAUAUCAGGUAACAUCACAUUGAAAGAUAAAUGUGUUGUUUCAGAUCUUGGUUUACACAGAGUGAUAGUCAAAGCUAAGGAUUUGGGACAACCUGAUUCUCUCUUCAAUAUUGUAAAUGUCAAUCUGUUUGUGAAUGAGUCAGUGCCCAACACUACACUGAUUUAUGAACUGGUACGCAAAAGCAUCGACACACCUGCGACUGAAAGUACUGAAACAACUAAUGCAUCCUCUCCAAAAACUGACUAUGUGAAGAUAAUGGUCGCCAUUGUUGCUGGCACCAUAACUGUCAUCUUAGUGAUUUUCAUCACUGCUCUAGUAAGAUGUCGCCAAUCCCCACACCUUAAAGCUUCUCAGAAAAACAAACAAAAUUCUGAGUGGGUUACUCCAAACCCAGAAAACAGGCAAAUGAUUAUGACGAAGAAAAAGAAGAAGAAGAAGAAGAAGCAUCCCCCUAAGAACCUGCUUCUUAAUUUUGUUACUAUUGAAGAAGCAAAGCCAGAAGAUGCAGACAAUGAUAGAGCCAGUGUGACACUAGACCUUCCAAUUGAACUUGAAGAGCAAACCAUGGGCAAAUACAACUGGGGCACUACACCUUCUACUUUCAAGCCUGACAGCCCUGAUUUGGCUAGACACUACAAAUCUGCCUCUCCUCAGCCUGCAUUCCAGAUCCAACCUGAAACGCCCCUGAACUCAAAGCACCAUAUCAUCCAGGAACUGCCUCUUGAUAAUACUUUCGUAGGCUGCGAUCCCAUCUCUAAGUGCUCUUCCAGCAGUUCUGAUCCCUACAGUGUUUCUGAGUGCAGCUAUUCAAUGACAACCUUCAAGACCCCUGUAUUGGUACAUGCUAGACCGAUUCCUCCCAACUGGGAUAUACCAACCAUUCUCACAUCUGUGACUUCACAGCAAAACAUUGACUUCUUGACUUACAUUGUAAUCAGCAGUGCUAUGCUUACUGUGUGUUACAGUGUUCUUGUUUUGCAGCUAGCAGCGGUUUUUUUCACACAGUAUUUGUCGGAAACAGUGGAUGCAGUACAAAUACCAAUGUAG